AUUUAGAAAUAAAAAGCUACGGUUCCGCCUCAUAGAGUUUAUUUAACUGAACUAAACUCGUGGCUUAAGAGAAACUUUUCUUGUGCUAAUGUCGUUUUAACGUUUUAGUCUUUGCAGGCACGAACGUUGAAAUAACACGAUUUUGAAUUUUAAAUAAAGUUACUUAAAUACGAUGCUAACGCGAAGCUAAAGCUUAAUGACUCAACAAAAAUUAAAUGCGUCAAAUUCCUGAUGAGGUUCUGCACCAUGAAGCUGCGAGUUCGGAUCAGCAGACAGACGAGCCGGGUGGAGUUAGAUGGAGAGGAGCCGAGUCUGAAGGAGCUCAUCGAUCACAUCAGGGACUCUCUGCUGUCGUCACAUGGGCUCAGCUCAGACACAGAUUUCAGUUUGUCUCUGAACGGCUCUGAGCUCCUGACGGACUCGGGUCAGACUCUGUCGUCCUGCGGCAUCGUCUCUGGAGAUUUGAUCUGCGUCGUCCUGCCGCCGUCUGUAGCCUCCGCCAUCGCCACCUCCACCUCCAGCCCCGCCCCCUCUGCCUCAGUGUCCACCUCCACCCCCACCACCAGCUCCACCACCAGCUCCAGCUCCACCUCCAGCUCCACAGACCGGAGGCUCUGCCGGCCGGACGCCAGCACGGACCAGCCGAGCAGCAGCAGCAGCAGCAGCAGCGUCCGUCCUGCAGGUCCUGAUCAGACGCUGGAGACGCUGGAGACGCUGGAGACGCUGGAGACGCUGGACGCUGAAGCUCCGUCCGUCUGGGAGCCGAUGCUGUGUGACGAGGCUGAGGAGGGAGAAGCUCCUCUGUCCCUGGAGCGUCUCUACCACUCGGCCCAGAUCAGCUGCCCCAGCGACGCCGUGGUAACGGCCGGACACCUGCUGAUGCUGGAGACCGGCUUCAUUCCUGAGGGCUGUGGGCUGAGGACAGACCAGAUGCCGGUCGGAUGGAAAUCCACGUCUGGCGUCUAUAAGCUGCAGUUCUCUCACCCUCUGUGUGAGAGCAGCUUGGCCUCGGUCGUGGCCGUUUGCAUGGGACCAAUGCUCGUCAUCAACACGUCUCUGAAGGUGAAAGACAGCGUCAGCACCGUCUGUAAGCUGAGUCUGAACCCCUCUGAAUACACCACCCUCCACUGGAACGGUCAAAGUGCUGCCGCCGCCUUCAGACGUCUCAGGAAACUGUCUCGUCUGUUCAAGGACCAGCUGGCGUAUCCUCUGAUCUCUGCAGCCAGAGAAGCGAUGUCCCUCCCCGUGGCCUUCGGUCUCCCCGUCCUCCCUCCAGAGCUGCUCCUCCGAGUCCUGCGUCUCCUGGACGUCCGGUCCGUGGUCAGACUGUCCUCGGUCAGUCGCCUCCUCCACGCGGCCACGGCCGACUCGUCCCUGUGGAGACACCUGUACCGGAGGGACUUCAGGGAUCCAGACGGAAACAGGUCCAGAGACACGGACUGGAAGGAGCUGUAUAAGACGAGCUUUAAGUCUCGCUGCGCUCUGAGACGAGCGUCGCGCCUUCGUUGUCCUCCUCCUCCUCCUCACUUCCUGCCCAGAGGAGGCUUCGGCCCCGCCUCCUCCAUCCCCCCCCCUCUGCCCCCGGGCAUCAUCGGGGGCGAGUACGACCAGAGACCCGCCCUCCCCUUCGGCCUGCUGCCCCUGCCCCGCUACGACCCCAUCGGCCCCCCCCCGGCCCUCCCCGGCCGGAGGCCACGGCGGGACGUCUUCAGGCCGGGGGACGUCCGCAGAGGCUUCAUCUGAAAUAAACACCCGCUCCUCAUCAGUCACAUGUUCAGUCACAUGUUCAGUCACAUGUUCCUCCUCAGUGACACAGCGAUGACACGAUGAUAACACAACGAUAACAUGAUAAUAACAUGAUAAUAACACAAUAACACAACGAUUACAUGAUAAUAACACAACGACAACACACCGACAACACAAUGAUAACAUGAUGAU
Mugil cephalus (flathead mullet) is the source of this 1938-nucleotide messenger RNA. RefSeq names its product F-box protein 7 (gene fbxo7). Gene Ontology annotation, biological process: autophagy of mitochondrion; positive regulation of autophagy of mitochondrion. Gene Ontology annotation, molecular function: protein kinase binding. Bases 232 to 1743 code for a protein of 503 amino acids. The transcript has 10 exons. The record is from RefSeq and is a predicted model, not a curated record. Lineage: Eukaryota; Metazoa; Chordata; Actinopteri; Mugiliformes; Mugilidae.